GGGCAUCAUGCAAUUAAUUUAGCUGCGGUUGACCCGCAGCCCCAAAAAACAAUGAGCUAUAAAAACCGAAGACACACUUCGAGUUCAGCAGCACAAAUCAACCAGUGAUCCAAGCAGCAACAAGCCAAUCUCCUCAAGAUGAAAUUCCUGAUCCUCGCCGUCGCCUUCUUGGCCUGCGCCUAUGCUGAUGUCUCGGAGCUUUCGGCCGGUGGCUACGAUUAUCCCCAACCUGCCCCACCAGCGCCUGUAAAGAGCUACAUCCCACCCCCACCACCACCACCCCCACCGGCACCCAAGAACACCUACAUCCCACCCCCGGCUGCUCCUGCCAAGGCCUACAUCCCUCCCCCACCACCACCACCACCACCGGCGCCCAAGAACACCUACAUCCCACCCGCACCCGUGGCCGCUCCCGUGGAGACCUACAUUCCCCCCCGCUGCCCCAGCCCCCGCCUACAUCCCCCCGCCCCCGUUCAGGCCGAGGAGCCCAUCGUCGAGGAGAUCGAGCAGCCCGCCCAGGACGGAUACCGCUACAAGACCGUCCGUCGUCGCGUCUUCCGUCACCGCAACUAAGUCAUCUAAUUGUUGGCUAAUGUGAUAGUACCCGGUCACCUAGCUGGGGAAUCUGUUAAUGUUUUUUAAAGAGUA
Molecule: messenger RNA, 648 nt
Organism: Drosophila takahashii
Lineage: Eukaryota; Metazoa; Arthropoda; Insecta; Diptera; Drosophilidae
Source: RefSeq, a predicted model, not a curated record